Cylindrotheca closterium is the source of this 888-nucleotide messenger RNA. Lineage: Eukaryota; Bacillariophyta; Bacillariophyceae; Bacillariales; Bacillariaceae. The record is from the annotation of a GenBank genome assembly.
AUGGUCAUCGAUACCGGAGCAUCUGUCUCAAUUACACCUCAUGAGUCAGAUUUCAUCUCUAAAGUCCGCCCUAGCCCACUCAAAUCUAUCAAUGGCCUCCAAGGAUCGUGUGAGGUUGUGGGAAGUGGAACAGUUGAAUGGACUGUUAGAGACGUCUAUGGAUCCGUGCGACGGAUCAGAACUACGGCUUACCUGGUUCCAUCUGCACAGAUUCGAUUGUUCUCGCCACAAUGCUACUUCCAAGAGACAAAGGGAGCUGGUUCCCUUUUCUUGAACCACCGCAAAGUUGUCCUCACGCUCGCCGACGAAUCGGAACUUGAGUUUCCAUUCCAAUCAAACAAUAUUCCAAUGAUGUUGGACGCGAGUGCCCAUUGCGCUGGACUAGGCUUUGAAGAAGCCAACAUGCUCUGUGGAGAACAAGAUGUGUUAGGAAUGUUGUCAGUCGGAGCUGAAAACAAUCAAAAUCUUACCGCUGGUGAGAAAGAGAUGCUGCUUUAUCAUGCCAAGCUUGAGCAUGCUCACUUCAAAUCGAUUCAGCGUCUCCUAGCACAACCUAACGAUCCGAAUCAAGAAGCAAUCUUACCAUGUCGCCAUAAAGGAGCAAGUAACUCACAACGGACCAUCCUCUGUGCCGCUUGUGAACUUGGCAAGCAAGCGCGACAAACUCCUGAAUCACAACAUGCCUUCGAUGAUUGGGAAAUGGCUAUUCGAGAGGGAGAUCUGACACCGGGUGCCAAAGUUUCCAUCAAUAGCUACGUUUCCUAUGUACCUGGUAGAUUGUUGCACACCAAAGGAAAAGAAAAGAAGAAGAAUCAGUACUCAGGGGGUACUAUUUUUUGUGACCACGCUUCUGGUGCAAUCUUCAUCGUCAAUCAAGUUUCUCUUUGA